CUAAAUCCUUGUCCCCGCCGAUCUGUGCAUUCAAACAAUUCUGACCCCAGAAUUCUGAAUCCCUCAAAUCGACGGUCUCCUUGGUCGUCUCCUGAGCCCGAGCUUGCAUGAGGCCCAGCCUUCCAGUAAUAAUUUGACCUUCUUCUCAUUCAUCGCCUUUGACUCGGUGCUGGGGGUUUAUCAGGUCCGCAAAGAUGGAUGUGGCAGGCCUACGGGACCGCAUUCAGGCGACUCUCGAUGCCAACGGGGAUAUUCGACGACAGGCAGAAUUAGACUUGAAAUAUGCUGAGAGCCAACCUGGGUUUCCGAAUGCGCUGUGCGAUAUCCUUCAAGCCGAGCAGGACCAGGCUGUUCGACUAUCCACCGUCGUCUACCUGAAGAACAGAGUGAUUCGAGGAUGGUCUCCCGAAGAAGAUCAUUCCCUCCACAAGCCGAUCCCAGAGGAGGAGCGAGGGUCCCUGCGAAAUAGAUUACUCCCCAUGCUCGCGUCCUCCCCGCCCCCCAUUAGGUCGCAGUUGGUUCCUAUGCUUUCGAAGAUCUUGCAACACGAUUUCCCAGAGAAAUGGCCCAACUUUAUGGAUAUCACGUUGCAGUUGCUCAAUGGCAGCGAUGUCAACUCGGUCUUCGCAGGUCUUCAGUGUCUAUUGGCCAUCUGUCGAGUGUACAGCUACAAGGUAACCGAGGAUGAUAAGAAGGCCGAAUUCGAUGAGAUCGUGGAUCAUUCCUUCCCUCAGCUAUUGAAUAUCGGUUCUCGACUCGUCAAUGAAGAAAGUGAAGAAGCCGGAGAAAUGCUUAGAACUGUGAUGAAGGCCUACAAGCAUGCUAUCUAUAUGGAGCUGCCUUCGCAUUUAAUGUCGGACCAAGCCACCGUUGACUGGUGCACUUUAUUUUUAAGGAUAAUUGACAAAACGCCCCCUCCAUGCUCGAUGACCGGAGAACCCGCUGACCGAGAACUUACCCAUUGGUGGAAAUCCAAGAAGUGGGCAUAUGCGAACCUCAACCGUCUUUUUGUCCGAUAUGGAAAUCCAUCGGCACUUGGAAAGUCUAGCAAACCGGAUUAUGCGCAGUACGCCAAGAUGUUCAUGACCGCUUUCGCGCCUGAGAUCUUGAAGGGUUAUCUCCAGCAAGUGGACAAAUGGGUGUCAGGAGGGUUGUGGUUGAGCAAGCCAGCCUUGUAUUACACUCUAGUCUUCCUCGAAGAGUGCGUCAAACCGAAGGCUGUGUGGGACCAUUUGAAACCGCAUAUCGAGAACCUGGUUGCGCAUCUUAUCUUCCCGCUUCUCUGCCAGACGGACGAGGAUAUUGAGUUGUUCGAUUCCGACCCAGCGGAGUACCUUCAUCGUAAACUGAAUUUAUUCGAAGAAGUGUCUGCUCCAGAUGCAGCUGCGACAAACUUCCUUAUCGCCCUUACAAAGACACGGAAGAAGCAGACCUUUUCGAUUCUUACCUUCGUCAAUAGCGUUGUGAGCAAAUACGAAUCUGCGCCGGAUGAUCAAAAGCUGCCUCGCGAGAAGGAAGGUGCUUUACGCAUGAUUGGUUCUCUAGCCUCUGUCAUCCUGGGCAAAAAGAGUCCCAUCGCCGACCAGGUCGAAUACUUCUUUGUUCGCCAUGUCUUCCCAGAGUUCCGCAGCCCUCAUGGGUACCUUAGAGCUCGUGCCUGCGACACUCUAGAGAAGUUUGAACAACUCGAUUUCCAGGAUCCAAACAAUCUUAUGACUAUUUACAGAAGCAUUUUGGAUGCUUUGGCAGACAGUGCUCUGCCAGUUAGAGUUGAAGCAGCACUUGCAUUGCAACCCUUAAUCCGUCACAAUGUCAUCCGCACUUCUAUGCAAACGAAUAUUCCGCAAAUCAUGCAGCAACUUCUUAAACUGGCUAAUGAAGUCGAUGUUGAUGCUUUGGCAAACGUUAUGGAAGACUUCGUUGAGGUUUUCUCAACCGAGUUGACGCCCUUCGCCGUUGCUUUGUGUGAACAGCUACGGGACACCUACAUGCGCAUCAUUCGGGAUCUCCUCGAUCGAAAGAAUUCUAAAGGCGAAGACGAAAUGUAUGGGGACUUCUUGGAUGACAAGAGUAUUACGGCAUUGGGUGUUUUGCAGACCAUUGGCACCCUGAUCCUGACCCUCGAAAGCACCCCGGAUGUGCUCUUGCAUCUGGAAACCAUCUUGAUGCCAAUCAUUUCCAUUACUCUCGAGAACAAACUCUAUGACUUGUAUAAUGAAGUGUUUGAGAUCAUCGAUUCCUGCACUUAUGCGGCGAAGUCUAUCUCCCCAACUAUGUGGCAAGCUUUUGUCUUGGUUCACAAGACAUUUAAAACAGGAGCAGAGCUUUAUCUUGAAGAUAUGCUUCCGGCCCUGGACAAUUACGUGACUUACGGAUCUGCCAUGUUAAUACAAAACCCUGAAUACCUUGCCGCCAUUGUAAGCAUGGUGGAAGACAUAUUCCGCGAUGACAAGACAGGCGGCGUAGACAGGAUCUGUGCAUGCAAGCUCGGUGAAGCGAUCAUGCUCAAUUUGCGCGGCCAUGUGAAUCAAUAUAUCCCAGUGUUCAUCAGCUUAGCGAUGCCAAUCCUAGCCAACGAUGGAGCUAUGACCAAAUCUUACCGUAUUCACCUCAUGGAGAUGGUUAUCAAUGCCAUCUACUACAAUCCUCUCCUGGCACUCCAGGUGCUGGAGAGCAACGGAUGGACCAAUAAGUUCUUCAGCAGUUGGUUUUCCAACAUCGACAGCUUUAAGAGGGUGCAUGACAAGAAACUAUCUAUCGUUGCCAUCAGUGCUCUGUUGACGAUGCGAGCCGAAGACGUUCCUGCGAGCGUGCAGCCAGGCUGGCCCCGGCUUCUUCAAGGGAUUAGCAGGCUGUUCCAGACGUUGCCUGCCGCCGUCAAAUUGCGAGAGCAAGCCACAAAGGAAUCUGACUUGCAGUUCGAUGACACUGGCGAUGACGAUGAUUUCGACAACGACUGGAGUGGAGAGGUGGAGUGGACAGACCAGGACGAGACAGACGGCGCUGACGGCGACUUUGGAGACGAAGGCUCAGCCUAUAUUGAGUUCUUGAACCGAGAGCUUUCAACUAUUCCGGAUGACGACGAAGACGAGCUGGACGAAGAGAGUUUACUAGAAUCCCCUCUCGACAAAGUGGAACCAUACAGCGUGUUUAAAACUUCCCUUCUGAAUCUUCAACAGAGCCAACCUCACCUCUACGAGAAUCUCACCAAGAUUCUCAAUGCCGAGGAGCAGCAGGUGAUUCAAGGGGUAGUCGAUGAAGCAGACGCGCACGCACUGGCAGCUGAAAAUGCAAAUGCUGAGCUUGCAAAAUUAAACGGAGGGUCUUGACGAAUCAAAAAAGUAAUAAUCUACAGUGAUAGAAUGGCCGAGCGAGUAUGAUGGGAUAUCUUGCAAAGACAAUGUUCUCGUUUUGAGUUUGACACCCCAUGUUUGUUACUCUUGUUACCCCCCAAGGCGUGAGUUCUGUCAAAGUAUUUGCGUUCUGUUUUAUGUCACCCAUUGGCUCCUCAUGCAGUUCAAAGUUACACCAAAAAUGAAACGGGUUAUGACCGCAAGAAGGGUCUAAACUCCUUUCCCGAUCAUAAUAUGGACAAUUUUCCUGUGCAAA
Coccidioides immitis RS is the source of this 3609-nucleotide messenger RNA. RefSeq names its product nonsense-mediated mRNA decay protein. The transcript has 10 exons. Gene Ontology annotation, molecular function: small GTPase binding. The coding region runs from base 195 to 3329 and encodes 1044 amino acids. Lineage: Eukaryota; Fungi; Ascomycota; Eurotiomycetes; Onygenales; Onygenaceae. Gene Ontology annotation, biological process: protein import into nucleus. The record is from RefSeq and is a predicted model, not a curated record. Gene Ontology annotation, cellular component: nuclear envelope; cytosol.